AUUACCUUUGCAUGCAUGGCUAUUUAUAGUGAAAAAUCCAACUAACUAUGCACCAUUUUUUUUGCCUCAUUACCACCCGGCCAAGAUUUUCUUUGCCCAUUAAAUGGCUCAACAUGCAAUCUUGCAUGAUUUCAAGAAAGCAAUCCUAGCCCACAACUAGCUAGGUUGGUGAAGCAAACUUCCACACAAAAAGUCCAUGGGUUCACACAUGGGGUUGGACUUUCUUCCAACAGAACAUUCCUCUCUGUGGUCGUUAAUCAGUUGGUUUUCUUAAUCGCAGUUCUUGGGAAACAUGGCUGCUGAGAGAUCUGGGAUUGCCAAAGAUGUCACUGAAUUGAUUGGUAAAACACCAUUGGUAUAUCUUAAUCGGAUCGUGGAUGGUUGUGUUUGGUCGCAUUGCGGCCAAGCUUGAGCUCAUGGAAACAUGCUCUAGGUUUUUUUUUUUUUUCUUUUUCUUGAGUUUGUUCUUAUCUUAACAUUAGGAAUUACUAAGCUGAUUUGAAUUCUGAAUGGGUUUCUUAUGUUAACUAUUAGAUUUUUUUUAAUCCUGAUAAUUGGUCCUGAUGGUGCAGGAUUGGUUAUAGUAUGAUUGCAGAUGCUGAGGAAAAGGGCCUU
This is a messenger RNA of Rubroshorea leprosula, 615 nucleotides long. Lineage: Eukaryota; Viridiplantae; Streptophyta; Magnoliopsida; Malvales; Dipterocarpaceae. The record is from the annotation of a GenBank genome assembly.